AAAAUGAUAUUAAUAGUGUGGGCUUGUGAGACGGGCAAAAAUCAAGCUCAACAAAUCAGCACUUCCAUUUAUGAUGCACUUAACAGUACUACUGAUGAACAAAUCAAAGAUGAGUUAAAACAAUUUUCCUUGCAAAUACUUCAUUGUAAUAAUACAUUUUCUGUGAAAGGUCUCGCUAUAGACGCAAAAUUUCUCGUUCGGAUAAUCGGUAGCAUCACCACGUAUGUAAUGAUGAUAUUUCAAUUUGAAUUUAUAUAUUUAAUGAUAUCGAAGAACACCAUGGUAACUACAGGACUAACAAAUGAUUCCUUUAGUUAUGUCUUUCUACAUGAGGACUGA
This is a messenger RNA of Atta colombica, 339 nucleotides long. RefSeq lists its product as uncharacterized. NCBI's taxonomy places the organism in Eukaryota, Metazoa, Arthropoda, Insecta, Hymenoptera, Formicidae. The transcript has 4 exons. Gene Ontology annotation, biological process: sensory perception of taste. The annotation marks the transcript as partial. The record is from RefSeq and is a predicted model, not a curated record. Gene Ontology annotation, cellular component: membrane.